Messenger RNA from Ruditapes philippinarum (Manila clam), 1812 nucleotides. RefSeq lists its product as uncharacterized. The coding region runs from base 1 to 1812 and encodes 603 amino acids. The transcript has a single exon. Lineage: Eukaryota; Metazoa; Mollusca; Bivalvia; Venerida; Veneridae. The record is from RefSeq and is a predicted model, not a curated record. Gene Ontology annotation, molecular function: zinc ion binding.
AUGGAGGUCCCUGGAAGAACACAAGACAGUCCUCCAAAAGAUAGUGCAGGGAGGUCUUUGAGUGGAGAAAGAACAAUAUUUUGUCAACCAUGUAGUAGUGACGGCGAUACGAUAGGUGCCAUAGGAUACUGUCAAAAUUGUAAUGAGUAUCUAUGUGCAGUGUGUCUAAAAGUUCAUCGCAAGCAAGCCGUGUCAAGAAAUCAUAUUAUUCUGGACGGUGACAAUAUGCCUAAAGUUACAAUUCCGGCUGUAACCCCAAACGCUUGUUCUGAUAUAUGUACCAAACACGUAAAUGAAAUUGUAAAAUAUUUCUGCAUGUCACAUGAUGCGGUGGGUUGUGGAGAUUGUAUGAUCAUUGAUCAUAAAUCCUGUAAAAUUGAUCGUAUACAAGAUAUAUCUACAGAAUAUUUCAAUGGCACUGAACACCAAAAUAUACUAAAAAAGGUAAAGCAGUUUGUUAAAGAUAUGGAUGAAAUAAAAGGGGAGCUACAAGCCAGCGAAGGGAAUACGAGACAAGCAUACACACAAGCAAUUAAAGAUGUCAAAGCAUUCAAGAAAGAAAUCAUCGAUUAUCUUAACAAGGCAGAAAGUGAAAUGCUGGAAAUGAUAAAUGAAAGAAAAAAGAAGAAUGAGAUGAUGAUACAGGAACUACAGCAAGCAGAAAGUCGUAUUAGAAGAAAUAUUAAAGAAAUACAGACGAAAUUACAGCUACAGGUAAACCAAGCGAAUGAGUUGUUUGUUGAGGCAAAACAAGUAAAAGCAAAACUUAAUGAUUUUGAAGAAAAUCUGAAUAGUUUAAAAAAAGACACCAGCAUUGAUGUAUAUGAGUUUCAACGUUCCUCCCACAUGGAGCAAAUGGUCAAGUCUUGUAGACCACUCGGUGACAUAGUUGAUCAAACAGAACAAGAGGUCGAACACGUGGUAUCAAAAUACGAUCAUCUUGUUUCUAGCAAAGAAGUAACAGAUCACACUGGUUUAGACAGGAAGAGCAUUUCUGAAAUGGAUGCUUAUUUUGAUUGUGAGAUUAACAUUAAAACACAAGAUGAUUCUUCAGAUUGCUUUAUUGCAAGCUGUGCAUUGAUUUGCCCAAGUCAAAUUAUAAUCAUUGAUGAAAACAAUAAAUGUUUAAAAUUAGUCGAGGUCAAUAUCAAAAAAGUUUCAAAGUACAAAGUUAAGAAUAUUCCCACUGGAGUUGCAGUAGUAAAUCCCAAUCUAGUUUCUGUGACAUUUCCUGGUGAAAGGAAGAUACAAUUUUUCACAAUAACAACAAGUAAUAAGAUCAUUGAAAGCGAUAUGAUCAUUGUCAGUACAGGUUGUAAGAAAAUUGCAAUCUAUGAAGAUAAGAUUAUUGGUAUAACCAGCACGAGUGUUGAGAUAAUGAGCAUGAGCGGUCAACUAAUAAAAUCUAUAUCUAACCCAAAUAUGGUAUGGUUAAUGGAUAUUGCUGUCGUACCAAGUUCACAAAUGUUUUAUGUCAGUAAUGGUUCAUUGGGGUAUAAGGCUGUUUUCAAGUUCGAUUUUGAUGGCAAUUUGAUAGCAACAUACCAGGACAAGGAUCUGGUAGAUGUGAGAGGAUUAGAAGUAACAAGAGACGGUAUUGUGCUUGUGUGUAAUUGGGCCAGUUCUGGCAGUAUUCGUAUGAUAACUCCUGACUGUAAAAUGAUCAAAGAACUCUUGAAGGGUGAUAGACAUGUUAGUUAUCCAUAUUGUGUUACCUUCUGUAAUGAAACAAAUAAACUUUUUGUUGUUAACAGUCACUAUAACCUUGACAAGAAGUUUAGAAACGUGCUGAAAGUCUUUCAAUUAAAGUAG